AUGGAUAUACCGAUUCAAGCAACGGACUCCAACUCCACAGAUAACAAUGCCAAUUCAAACAAGAACAAUACGUCGCAAUACAAGAAAUGGUCGGAACCGGCGGUCUAUUCACUCCUCGUCCUCACCGGCCAGUCAGCAGCGACGCUUCUUGGCAGAUUAUACUACGAAAAAGGCGGCAAAUCCAAAUACAUGGCGGCGCUGGUGCAGACUGCCGGCUUCCCACUACUUGUCCCUUUCAUCUUCAUCAUCAAAUCAAGAAACAAACAAACCUCGGAUCGUUCCUCCGAUCACGUUCUAGCGCUCCCCGCUCUAUACGCGUGUUUCGGCACUUUUCUUGCAUUCAUUUGCAUGUUAUAUUCCGUCGGCCUCAUGUAUCUCCCUCUCUCAACCUUCUCCCUCAUCUGCGCCACCCAGCUCGGAUUCAACGCCCUCUUCUCUAACCUCAUCAACGCUCAGAAACUCAGCCCCACAGCUAUCAAUUCCGUGUUCCUCCUCACACUCUCCUCGGUCCUCCUCGCCCUGCAGCCGGGCGCGGCCUUGGCGGCGCCCGGAGGUAAGUACGUGGCGGGGUUCGCGUGCACGCUGGGCGGCGCGGCAGCGUACGCACUGGUGCAGUCAGCCGAGCAGCUGGCGUACGGGAAGGUGUUGAGGCGGCAGACGGUGAAGGAGAUCAUGGACGUGAUUUUCUACGAGUCGAUGGUGGCGAGUUUGGUGCUCGUGUUGGGGCUUUUCGGGAGCGGGGAGUGGUGGCAGCUGAAGGGGGAGGUUGAGGGGUUUGAAAUGGGGAAGGCGGGGUACGCGGCGGUGGUGGUGGGUUCGGCGGCGGCGUGGCAGGUGUUUGGGGUGGGGAUGGUGGCUUUGAUUAUCAAGAUCUCGGCUGUGUUCGGGAAUGUGGUGAGCGCUGUGGGUGUGGGCGUCGUGCCGGUUGUUGCGGUCGUGGUUUUCAAGGAUGAGAUGAGUGGUGUCAAGGUUGUGGCUUUGUUGUUGGCUCUGUGGGGUUCGCUGUCUUAUGUUUAUCACCAUUUUCUUGUUCAUCAUCAUCCCACCCAUAAUGGACAUGUGGAUCCGCUGCCGGAAACCUGUACCUCCGCCGAUUCUUAGUCACGCUGAUAGGUCGAGUGCUCAACUUAUGUUCGAAAACACAUAAAUAAUGUAGUGCUCAAAGAUCGGGGAUGCUCAUAUAAAAAAAAUUUACAGGCAAACAAAGAUUAAUUGAUCCAAAAAUGUUGCAUCAUAUGAAGUCAACAAGUUUUACAUUUCAAGGUCACAAAUAUUCUACAAAUAUGUGAUUACAGUGUAAUUCGUAUAGUUAAACCUGUAUGCACCAAGUUAAUGUCAGAUAUCUGUAUUUUUCAAAGUCAUUGUCAUCACCAUUUCAGAUGUGAAAAAUCCCAUGUUAUUGUGAAUAAACGUCUUAGCCUACAUUUCUGCUCAAGUGUAUCCCACAACCUUUUUUUCCCAGAAGUGCACGGUUUGGUUGCUAAUUGGAUUAACC
Messenger RNA from Salvia hispanica, 1495 nucleotides. NCBI's taxonomy places the organism in Eukaryota, Viridiplantae, Streptophyta, Magnoliopsida, Lamiales, Lamiaceae. The record is from RefSeq and is a predicted model, not a curated record.